CACAGGUGCAGAUGUAAAACUGUUUCAGUGAGCACACAGAGAGCCAAAAGAAAAGGAUAUUUUAAGAAUAAAAAUCUGCUUGAAGAUCACCCUCUAUUGCUGUACGAUUGGACAACGAUAAAAUGACAAAUUGGAAGCUGAUUUUUUGCAGCCUACAUUUAAUGUCAGUGAUGUCUACUACUUUUGGAUUGGAUGUGACAAUGAGUCAGGCUUUCAUUGAGGUUGCCAGGGGUGAAGAUGUCACCUUUACAUGUAAUUUUAAACCCAAAAAUCAACUGAAUGAACUGAUCAUCAUCACAUGGAGUGGUGAUAAGACUGAGGCAUCUGGAAUGGACGUUUUUUUUGGGACCUACUACUCCAAUAGUUUACCAGUAGACAUCGGACAAGAUUAUGUAGACAGAGCCAUCAUAGAAACUGACCUUGAGGCUCGAAAGUCGACACUGUUACUAAAACAAGUCACUCUUAAAGAAAGCAGAAAAAUCAAAUGUUCUGUUCAGAUUCCUGGAGAUAUUGACGGCCAACCAUCUGACACUACCUCUCUAUUGGUUCAGGUUCCACCAUCACAACCCAUUUGUAAAGUAGUUGGCACAGCAGAAUAUGGAUACAAUAUUAGCCUAACCUGUGUCUCUGAGGAGGGCUCUCCGACACCUACAUACAAAUGGGAGGGGUAUGACGUAAAAAAUUCACCUCGACCGCAUCCUCCCAAAACCAAUGAAAAGAAUGGAGUUCUGUCUCUGUUCAAUGUAUCCAUGGACACAUCAGGUUUCUAUGUCUGCCUGUCGAGCAAUAAGCUUGGAUCAUCCAAAUGUAACCUCACCUUGUCUGUAAUGCCUUCCUCUAUGAAUCUCGCUGCCACAGUUGGCAUCAUUGGUGGUUGUAUUGCUGGAAUUGUGUUACUUGUAAUAAUCAUCUGUUGCUGCUGCAAACGUAAACAGAAACCAGAGGAGUAUGAAGUGGGAGCUCCAGUGGUGCAAUACCAUGACAAACCACCACUAGAAAAAGUUGAAGACGAGUUUACAGAACAAAGGAAGUUGAGCAAUGCAGAGAGUACUAAUCGACAUGACCAGCAUGUGGAGAUAACUGAAACAAACAAGGACAAGAAUGCUAACUUGCAUGUAGGCCUCAAUGUUCAUCCAGACAGAAGUCCUGGUCGAGAAGACCACCACAAGAGAUAUGAUGACUACGGAAAUAGCUACACCACAGAUCGCUAUGAAGACAGACAGGAUCGCUAUGAUGACCGCAAAGGUAGCCGUGAUGACCUCAGAGAUCGUUAUGAUGACCGCAAAGGUAGCCGUGAUGACCUCAGAGAUCGGUAUGAUGAUCGCAGAGGAAGCCGUGAUGACCUCAGAAAUCGGUACGAUGAUCGCAAAGGAAGCCGUGAUGACCUCAGAGAUUGGUACGAUGAUCGCAAAGGAAGUCGUGAUGACCUCAGAGAUCGGUAUGAUGAUCGCAAAGGAAGUCGUGAUGACCUCAGAGAUCGGUACGAUGAUCGCAAAGGAAGUCGUGAUGACCUCAGAGAUCGCUACGAUGACCGCAGAGGUAGCCGUGAUGACCUCAGAGAUCGGUACGAUGAUCGCAAAGGAAGCCGUGAUGACCUCAGAGAUAGGUAUAGGUAAAAUCAUCAAGAUCAGUGUGAGGAUCGAUGAGAUUGUUAAACAUGGAAUUGUAAUAACAGCCAUCAAUAUUUUGAAUAUGUUAACGGUGGCCUUCAAAAUAUCAAGGCCUCUGAUGGUACUCAAUGUGUAUUUGGGAAUUUUGUUCUACAGUUGUUCUACCAAAUUUUGUUAUGCUAAGUUUUUCUACUGUAGGGCACUGUUUUUGUUUUGUUUUGUUUUUUGCGCUGACCAUCAAAAAUAAAUGAAAUCAUUCUGAUACUGCAAAUAAUCAUCCAUUAUGAUUUACUGUUUUUAUGGGAUUGUAUUUUUGUUUAGUUAUGCCUAUCAGCUGAAGUAAUUAUAUUUUAUUUAUGAAUAAGAGGAAAAGUAUUUUGAUUCCUCUUCUGUUUCUGAUUGGUUUAGUCAGACAUUUUAAUAGUUUGGUGUUAAUUCACACUGGUGUAAAUUACCAUCUACAUGUCUCUAUUCUUUCUGAAUGAAAAAUGCUUGC
Molecule: messenger RNA, 2106 nt
Organism: Myxocyprinus asiaticus (Chinese sucker)
Lineage: Eukaryota; Metazoa; Chordata; Actinopteri; Cypriniformes; Catostomidae
Product: cell surface A33 antigen-like
Exons: 7
Coding region: 123-1616 (497 amino acids)
Cellular component (GO): plasma membrane
Source: RefSeq, a predicted model, not a curated record